AUGGAGCAGGACCCAGACUCUGGCCCUCCAGACACGAGUGCCCAUCAUCACCAAGCCAUCACCGCCGCUCCCACCUCGAUCGACCCUUCAACCCUCGACUUGUCGGUGGGCGCACAAGACCAUUUGCAUACUGAUACGCGAUUUCUUUGCCCUGAAUCUGUUGUCACAUACGCACCCUCACCCGCCGACGUAACCACCGCCUCCCACGACCAGUCUCUUCCCGCAGAGCUCGCACCAUCAGCUGCUGCGUUGACGUUCCCUAUCGCCCACGAUGCUACCCCCAUCAGUUCUCUAGAUCCCGACGAUUUUUACAAGUCCUAUCGGCUGCCUCUUGGCGACCCUACGUCCCCUUCAGUCCUCACUCCAGCCGAUGUAGCCAGUUCACCUCAUCCCACCUCGCCGACCAUGACAUCCACACUCGCUCAUCCGCCGACCCUCGCCAACGGUAACGACGCCGCAGGCAUAUCAAGCCACGUCGACGGGCUCGUCGCACAAUCACUACGCGGCCCGGGCCUACAGAAAUCUACACGAUCGGUCUCUGGGCCAAUUGUGAGACCCAAGGGUGGUCCUAGUGUCAAGGAUCUCAAGAAGAGAUUUGAUGAAAAGGGUGCCGUUUCAACCAUCCCCAGCAUGCCUUCCCGAUCUGCACAAUCGACCUCGCGGCAGCAUCGCGGCCUUACUGAAUCCUCCAUCGUAUCUCGCAACGGCCUCGACGCUUCCAGGGAGCCCAAGACCCCCACGGCUAACGGCUUUGACACCUCUCGGAGUCAGAUGGCUUCGGCCCAGUCCAUCCGCAGCAAUCAAUCAUUUGCAAGUCGAAUAAAUAGUUCCGCUAUCGUCGAUACCCCUUCUUCUCUGCCGCAGCUGUCCCGAAAGCCGCACGCCCAGCAGCGACCUGGCCAAUCAUCAGGUCUUCUCUUUGGUGAGGUUUCUCCAGAGCAGCACGAUUCUGCGACAGCUGGGUUUGGCAUCGACGAGAUUCGCCCCCGGAGCACUUCGGAUUCCAGCAUUCACACCAAAUCUACUUUUCACAGUAUCUCGAAUCAAGAUCGGGAUGUAGACUUGCCAUCACUCCCGAGCUCGUAUGCCAGUGCUUCACACCAACCCCUAGCCGGCGGGUUACCAGGCAGCGGUAAUCAAAGUCCACGCACACGGUCACAAAGCGAUGCUUCCUCCCGAGGUUCCUCCAGCAGAACGCCGAUUGCAUUGCGCACAGGCUGUAACAAUGUACUAACCCCCCAUUCCGCCUCAAAAUUGCCUGUCGCCGUACGAAGGCUUCAUAGCCCAGCAAGCAGCUCGGGCGACAACACACCUUCGCGAGGAACGUCACCUGCCAACCUUCGCCGACCAGCCUCUACCAGCGUACAAGCCUCGAGAAUCACACCUCCGCCCUCUCGAGCCAAGACACCCACUUCAUCAAGUAAAACGCCAACCCCAACCAUUAGGGAGCGAAGGCCGCCGCCGCCAAGCCUAAAUAACUCUGCAAACGGCAAUGGCAGAAGAUUGCGCUCUCAAUCCAUAACGACUCCCAACCUUUCGCCCACACUUCGAAGUUCAAGGCCGCGUCAGUCGUUGACCAGCACAUCCAAUAAACCCAAGGACCCUGGUACAGCAAAAUCCACCCGCUCCAAGGGCAAGGAGCCAGUACAGAGGCGACGAAAAAUAUCCGCAGGCCCUAUCGAUUUCGAACAAAGACGGGAGCAUAUUCGCUUGGCGUAUAGUAAAUCCAUUCGCGAAUCUCAGGCUUUAGAGGCAAGGCAAAGGGCCGCGACUCAGCCCAGGAGGGCCGAGCAAGGUGCAAGUGCUGCCACAGAAACAGUUAACGGCACAGCCGAUAUUCCCCCUGUACCGCAGAUACCUCGCGAUGCUAUCGAUCAGGCUACUCACGUUGCCAGAGAAGCUACUCCAACACCUGUACCAGCAAGCAAAUCGGCGACACCUUCAAUACCAUUAACGAUAUCCCCAUCAAUUGCCAACUCCAACAGCGCUACCGUUGAAGACUCGCCUACGCUCGGUAUUCCAGGUAGCUACCCUCAAUCUAGCCCUUUGUUGCCGCCAGUCAGUAAACGAGCUUCGAUGGCGUCUGCCACGUCUGAGGCUACGGAAUUUGAUGGCGAACCGCAGACUGCGCCGCCUGUCCCUGCUCAGCACCUACCUGAGGUUCCCAUUACUCUUGUUAAGCCACCGAGUCCCAGCCCAGCUGCGCCAGCUCCCACCUCCACACCCACUGAGAGCGAUUACCAAUACCCUUUCUCGCACGAGCAAGAAGCGCAGCAGUGUGCACAAGAGCAUGCACAAUCAGUGGUGCAACAUGAUGGCGUUAUUCUGCCAUCCACAUCUAUGGCUUUGGCAGACCAGCUUUCAUCUGCAGUGGCUACGUCGCAAUCACCCCCUCAGCAACAGGGGCCAACAGGGCUGUUUCCGAGGUCAGAACUAGGUGAUGAGUCCGACUGCCAGUCCGAGGUAGAAAUCAUUCAGGGCAUGCAGCACAUUGCCUAUCCUCGGUCAGAGGCAGCGACGACGGACCCGGACGCAUGUACCGAAGACACUGAUGACAAUGAUCGAUAUGAACGAGCAGCGGACUUCAGGUCCGAUUUCAGAUAUAGCGAGCAGCUGGACUCGAAAAGAGCAUCGACAUGUGCCUCCUCCGAUGUCAGCGGAUUCGAUGAUCUUCAGCAGUAUGCCUCAGAGCGUGGCUCAUACCCUGUGUCUGGUACUCUCGGGAUUCCGUCUCCGAGAUUCCGCCCAGACCGCGCGAGCAAUCAAUCCGCAUGGACAGACUUCUCUGUCGAUAGCUCAAGACAGCUCGAUAUUAUUGGCUCUGAAAUAUCCAUGGACAGCCCUACUUCUAUCCAUCAUCCAGCGCCUUUCUCAUCCGCUACGAGUCCACGUCAGGAUUCUUUUCCGGAAAGCUCUGCUCCGAGACUUGAGAAGCAACUACCGCCAACACCGACCGACCACCAACUCCCUGAGCUCGAUACGGGUGAAGGAUUCUCAAUACCCUACCUGUCGCCUGGGUCAAGCCAGCGUCUGUCACUGCUUCCCUCACCACCAGUACACGAACCGCCACCUAUUCCGCAGACUGUAGCCGGCUCCGCACUUCAUUCUAGAAACUCUAGUGCGAUAUAUGAGGCCUCUCAUUCUACCAGCACGCUGCUGGACUCUGCACGAAACAGCGAGGCUUAUAUGACAUACGCUAAUACGCCUCGAUCUGUCGAUACUACCUCUUUCGACAGGGCAGACAACGAUUCAUGCAAAAUCGUAGGGACUGAUAGUGACGGCAAGUCUCUCCAUCAAGAUGCGGAUGCACCUUCAGAGAAGGAGCGACAUCGACUCGUGCAGCGGCGCAAUGUUAUCAAGGAACUGGUCGAUACCGAGGCUGUAUUCGUACGUGACAUGAACAUUGUCGAAGAGAUCUACAAGGGAACUGCCGAAGCAUGUCCCCGCUUGGAUGACCAGACUGUGAAACUCAUCUUUCGCAACAGCCACGAAAUAAUCGAGUUUCAUACUCUCUUCUUAGCUGAAGUGAAGGCUGCAGUCGCUUCGGUAUAUGUUCCCAAGGGCGGACGGACCGCCAAAGGCCCCCAAAUACCGACAAACAUCGAGCCAGGGACUAUCAAGUCGAGCGAUAUUAGCGAUGCUGGCGAUCGUGAAACUACAGUCGGCCCCGUGUUCCAGCGACAUCUCGAGCGCAUGAAAACUGUUCACGAAGGGUUCCUGCGAAAUAGUGACCAGGCCGCGAAAAAGCUCAUUCAAAUACAGCAAGACUCGGCCGUCAAACUCUGGCUGGCAGAAUGCAACGAAGUUGCCAAGGACCUGACCGCGGCCUGGGAUCUUGACUCUCUUCUCAUCAAGCCAAUGCAGAGGAUUACAAAAUACCCCAACCUAAUCAUGACUUUGCUCCAGUACACCCCCCAGGAUCACCCGGACCGAGAACGUCUCACAACAACCAAAGACUCGCUAGAAACCGCCAUCAUCGAGAUUAACAAAACAAAAAAGAACUUUGAGCUGGUUGGCCAGAUUGUUGGCAGAAAGCAUAAGGACACAGAUGUCAAGGCUGGUUUCGCUCGUGCUUUUGGUAAACGUGUUGAUAAGCUGCAGUCAUCUGGCAGUCGCGUUCCUGAUGACCCCAUCUACGUGAAACUGAAUGAAAAGUUUGGCGAUGACUUUGUUCAACUGCAGGUCGUCCUUCGUGAUGUGGAGUAUUAUACGCGGCAAGUAUCCCAAUAUGUGCACGAAUUUCUGCAGUACCUUUCAUCGAUUGAGCUGGUCAUGAGACUGCAGCCUGGCAACUUCCCUGAAAUUGAGAGCAAAUGGGUACAGUUCAACAUCUCGAUGCGAGACUUGGAAAAGGUGGCAUUGGAGGAACAUCUCGCGCAAGUCCGCAAACAAGUGAUUGAACCUUUUGAGCAAGUUAUCAAAGCCUAUGGCAAUCCCUCGCUGGCGAUGAAGAAACGACAGAAGCGCCGGCUCGAUUACGAGCGAGCCGAUCAGCAACGACGCGGCGGCAAGACACUAGAGCCAAAGAUGCGGGAACUGGUUGAGCAGUAUGAUGCACUCAAUGAUGCUCUGAAGGCAGAGCUACCGAGGUUAUCCGCCAUGACGGAGAAGGUUGGCAAAAUCUGCCUCGGCAACUUUGUCAACAUCCAGGCCAACUGGUAUAAAAUGUGGACAGAGAAGCUGAGGACAGUCCUUAGCGACGGCCCAGAUGUGCCAACUGUUGACAAGAUCGUUGCUACUUUCAACCGUGACUACCCCUACGCCGCUGACCAGCUUGCUUCCAUUGGCAUUUUGAAUCCUGAUUUGCAGGUACGAUCAUCUCAAUCCACCGAAUACCGUUUACGAUAUUCCGAGAUUGAACGGCGUGGGCGUGGAUCUUCUGUCAACGACGAGAGUGCGCCAACGUUGCCGGCUCCAGACUUUGGCAAGCGCAGUAGCGCAGGCAUCACCAUGUCACCUAGUGCAGGCAGCUCCAGUAGUAAUGUGGCUGCCGUCACCAACCCGCAUCAAUACUACUACCGAGACUUUUACGCCGGUAUUCAAGGCUACGGCACAAACUCGGCGUCGCCCAAAUCUGGCGACAUGGUUGGGAGCUCGCGCUCCAACACAGGCACUGGGCACACCUCUACACGCCCAAGUACUGGAAAGAGCUUUGAGUCUGGCGCUCUGCAACGGCAGAGCGCAGAUAUGGCGUCGCCUGUCCAGCGCUCAGACUCGACCACGACAUACACGUCCAGUCAUGCGCAGCAAGAGAAUGCUAGGUUCUCCAAUCUAUUUCAUUCUGCUCUCCCUAUGCCUGAUGGCCCAGAAGAGAGCCAGAGAUCAUCACGCGCAUCGUCUCGCGAGAGGGGCCGAGGAUCGGAUGGCUAUAACAUAUUAUGGCUUGCGGCUUCUCUGUUUGAGUUUAAUAUCGAAACAACCAAGCACGAGGCUGGAUAUCCCUAUCUGACAUACCAAGCCGGCGAGAUAUUCGACAUCAUCGCAGAGAAGGGAGAGUUGUGGCUUGCCAAGAACCAAGACGAUCCGACAGAAAUGGUUGGCUGGAUCUGGUCCAAGCAUUUUGCCAAGCUGGCCGAUUCAUAA
Beauveria bassiana ARSEF 2860 is the source of this 5583-nucleotide messenger RNA. RefSeq names its product RhoGEF domain-containing protein. The transcript is spliced from 2 exons. The coding region runs from base 1 to 5583 and encodes 1860 amino acids. Gene Ontology annotation, cellular component: cytoplasm. NCBI's taxonomy places the organism in Eukaryota, Fungi, Ascomycota, Sordariomycetes, Hypocreales, Cordycipitaceae. The record is from RefSeq and is a predicted model, not a curated record. Gene Ontology annotation, molecular function: protein binding; guanyl-nucleotide exchange factor activity.